AACAAUAACUGCGCUGCGGGUUUAGAGAGAGACCACCAAAAGAUCAUGGGAUGGACUUUGCCCACAUUCCGAAUUCAUCUUUUUCAUCCUUCAGUUCGCCCGAGAACCUCCAGGAAGACCACGAGCAGUACAACAACGCGCUCAUGCCCAGCAUCUUUGGCGUCAUCUGCUUCUUCGGGAUCUUCGGGAACUCCGUCGUCAUCUACACCAUCGUGAAGAAAACCAAGCUGUGCUCCCAGCCAACGGUGCCGGACAUCUUCAUCUUCAGCCUGUCCAUCGCGGACCUCCUCUUUCUCCUCGGCAUGCCCUUCCUCAUCCACCAGCUCGUGGGCCGCGGCUCCUGGUGCUUCGGUGGCACCAUGUGCACCGUCAUCACGGCGCUCGAUUCCAACAGCCAGAUCGUAAGCACCUACAUCCUGACCGUGAUGACCCUGGACCGCUACCUGGCCACCGUGCAUCCCAUCCGCUUCAAACACGUCCGGACCCCCUUCGUGGCCGGGGCGGCGGUGGCCCUGGUGUGGGUGUUUUCCCUGGUCUCCAUCACCCCGGUCUGGAUGUACACGGGACUCAUGCAUCUGAAGGACGGCUCCGUCGGCUGCGCCCUCCUGCUGCCCGACCCGGCCACGUACUGGUUCACCCUCUACCAGUUCUUCUUGGCCUUCGCUCUGCCCUGGGUGGUCAUCUGCGGGGUCUUCUUCAAGAUUCUCCAAAACAUGUCGGCCGCGGUCGCCCCACUGCCCCGGCGCAGCCAGAGGGUGCGCACCAGAAAGGUGACCCGCAUGGCGGUGGCCAUCUGCCUGGCGUUCUUUGUUUGCUGGGCCCCCUACUACGUCCUGCAGCUGGCCCACCUCGGAGUGCAGCGGCCCACCUUCGCCUUCCUGUACGCCUACAACAUUGCCAUCAGCCUGGGCUACGCCAACAGCUGCAUCAACCCGUUUAUCUACAUUGUGCUGAGCGAGACGUUCAAGAGGCAACUCGUCGUGGCCCUUCGUCCGCCCCACGGGGUUCUCAGGGUGGCCCCUGCUCCGGCCGACGGCAGCAUGAGUCUGAAGGUGGCCCCGGACUGCUCUCAGCCGUCCCACUCUCAGUCAAAAAGGGAACUGCUUCGAAACAUGCUGCCCGCCACCGUGGCCGUGCACUGAGGUGGACCCCUGACUGUCCAUCCAAGGCCACCGUCCACAAAGGGGUCCACCUGCCACCUCUACCAGCUGUUAGUCCCCUCAGCACUCACCUCUGCUGCAUUAACAACAUGCACGUGACUCUGCUGAACUCUAAUGUACAUGUAGCUGUGACAUUUCAAAUGAGUCACUAACUCAUGUUUAGACUCAGCCAGGAAACAGUUAAACAUAAUCAACCAUUCAACAAUGGAAAACAAAUAACACCGGCUAUUUCAUAAGAGAGCCUACUGAGAUGCUUACAGCGGGUUCACUUAAUGAAAGAUAUCAAGCCUCUGUAUAAACUGAUGCAUCUUUGACAUGAACUUCAAAUGGCCAAAACUAUCUCAAUAGUUUAAAAAUUGGACUAAAAGGAGAAUUUAGUUCUUUUUUUUUUUCUUCUUCUACAGCUAAAUUAGGGGUAGUCCAUGCAAACCAACGUGGAUUUUAUGCCUCUGCAAAACUCAACAUAACAAUUGUUGUGAGCUGAAAUUUGAGUUGUGAGCAGUAUUUAACUGUGAUUGGCUGUUUUAUGUUGUCGUACCAGUAUUUGUGGGAUUGCAGGAUGUAUUGUUAGUCUGUCACUACGUUUGUGGCUUUGAGUCACAGCUCUAAUAACUCUAAUAACCCUCCAGCCAUCUGAUUCAUGCUCUUAGCGAUGCAUCAACUGUCUCAUUAAAGACUUUUGCCGGGUCACUGUGUGCAUAUUUAAAUGUCAAAACAAUUGUCAGUGCAACACCAUUAGAGCGAGGAGGUGCUGCUCCUAUACACUCCAUGUGACUGAUGUGUUUUGAACCACAAUCGCUGACUAAGCGACCACAGAAGCACACUGACAAAGUGUUUUGUGUCACCGGCAACUAUAUAGAUACCAAAUGUCAUUACUCGCUGUAUGUACAGUAUGUGGCUGUUCGGCUUGUGAUGUAGCUAUUAGUCUGUGUGUAUUUAACUGGGCCUCUUUACUGUGAUGACGGAUACAGGCUACACUGUGGCAUGUCUAUAGCAAGCUGUACUGCAUGUUUUAACUGUUUAAUUCUCCUCCAGGGGAUAAAGAAUGUGUGUGUGUGUGUGUGUGUGUGUGUGUGUGUGUGUGUGUACACAAUGUGAAAGCACUUGUCUCAUCCGGUGGUCAAAUUCAGUUUACUCCUAAAUUUUCAAUG
Anarrhichthys ocellatus (wolf-eel) is the source of this 2311-nucleotide messenger RNA. RefSeq names its product melanin-concentrating hormone receptor 1b (gene mchr1b). The record is from RefSeq and is a predicted model, not a curated record. Gene Ontology annotation, biological process: neuropeptide signaling pathway. Gene Ontology annotation, cellular component: plasma membrane; neuron projection. The transcript is spliced from 3 exons. Gene Ontology annotation, molecular function: neuropeptide binding; melanin-concentrating hormone receptor activity. NCBI's taxonomy places the organism in Eukaryota, Metazoa, Chordata, Actinopteri, Perciformes, Anarhichadidae. The coding region runs from base 51 to 1142 and encodes 363 amino acids.